This is a messenger RNA of Gaeumannomyces tritici R3-111a-1, 360 nucleotides long. RefSeq lists its product as hypothetical. The transcript is spliced from 2 exons. The record is from RefSeq and is a predicted model, not a curated record. The coding region runs from base 1 to 360 and encodes 119 amino acids. NCBI's taxonomy places the organism in Eukaryota, Fungi, Ascomycota, Sordariomycetes, Magnaporthales, Magnaporthaceae.
AUGGCGUAUACCCAGAACUCCGGGUUACUUCACCGUGGCUCCCCUGCCGUUGCGGCGUCAGCGGUGUCGGGCACGAUAGAGCCCCCCCCCCCCCUUUUCAAGGGCCAGGCCCCCUUUUCCCGCGUCUCCCCCACGGGCAUGGCAUGGCGUGAGGGCCCGACGAGUUUUGAUGGUCCCAAAGGGCGGUUUGGGAUCCGCACCACCUUCGGUUCUUCUCACGGCUGGGCGGGCGCGGGGCCCCAGGUCGCUUGGGAGAAAUGCCGCGGUGGUUUUUCCCCAUUUGGCCGUGGCCUCUCUCUCGUUCGCCCGUGCCGUCACAACAAACCGCCCGCAUGCGCGGCUGCGGCGCGUCCCUUCUAG